Messenger RNA from Symbiodinium pilosum, 729 nucleotides. Lineage: Eukaryota; Dinophyceae; Suessiales; Symbiodiniaceae. The record is from the annotation of a GenBank genome assembly.
AUGGCAGCGGGCUACUUUGCCCCGAGUUACCCUUCUACUGGAGAGCACGAGGCCAACCUCCAAGAGGUCCGGCAGCAACUUGCUUUACUCAGGCGUGACAAUGAAGCUCUUAGGGAGGAGAUGAGAAAGACAAUGCGAGAAAACAACCAUCAGACGGAGCGGGCCGUCUGGGCGCGGUACAAGACGAAGGAUUUGGUGGAUCGCGCGGAUUACAUUCGCAUUGCUACAAUCACGAAUCCUUCUCCGAUUGGGCAAUACUGCCCAAAGCUGCAAGGUCCCGAGCCAGAUGAGUAUUACCAGGGCCAGAUUCAGAAAGUCCGGCAGAAGACUCGAAGCACGCUGAUGAAAGAAGCAGCAAGACUGAAGGGCCAGCACGUUGCAGAGGAUGCGGUCCCUCCACAACCCAAGGAGGUGCCAUGCAAUUUCAGCCCUUCGCUAGGAACAGAAAGCAGUGUGGGAAAACUUCAGGAUCCAGUGCUACUAGGACUCCGCAAUCAAACACACUGGAACUCGAUGCGGAAGCCUGGGAAGCUGCCAGAGCUUCUCCCGCGCGACAGCCCAAAGCAUGCUUUCAAGGAGAACACGAAUGCAUGGAUGGCACGGUCCAACGAAGCAAGUCCGGCGCGGAACCGCAACUAUGUCUCCGCGCUGACCCGCUCGCAGUCGCGGCUCAGCAUCCCACAACUGCAGGCUGCCUGGAUAUGCUUUUUGAAGACUUCUGCGGUCUGA